AUCCACUGCUGCAACAGGGCAUGAAUGCAAGUCUACCUGGUAGGAUCACCCUGCCUCACUUCUGACGGAUCUGAACCCUUGAAGGACUUAAUUUGGUGUGACAUGCGAAUGGACUGCUUUUUAAAGUAUUUACAGACUCAUAGGAAGCUCUUUCUGGAGCCUGACCGAAGCUCUCUGAGGCCAGCAUCAGCUGAAGGUGUCCAGGAAGUUCUGGUGGGCCAGCCAGAUGAGUGGGGAUGGAGCGCACCUGGGCCAAGGUCUCAUCUGGACCAUCUGGAUCUUUGAAACGAUCGUCAGGGGUGAGGUGCCCGGGACUGCAAAUGAAGCACCACACAGGAACACCAUGCUGGGAUGGGUCAAGGGGAAACAGACCACUGUGCAGGGAAGUUCCGCAUGUGUGAAUGUGUUCCUUGGGAUCCCCUUUGCUGCACCUCCUGUGGGACCCCUACGAUUUGCUAGCCCACAACCUGCAAUACCCUGGGAGGAUGUGCGAGAUGCCACCACCUACCCUGCACUGUGCUUCCAGAACACAGAGUGGAUCAUUCCAUAUCAAAAAAUGCUCAAGGUGCAGUUCCCUAAAUUUUCUGUGUCAGAAGACUGCCUGUACCUUAACAUUUAUGCACCAGUCCAUGCUAAGGAUGGAUCCAAGCUCCCGGUCAUGGUGUGGAUCCCAGGAGGUAGCUUCCAGACAGGCACAGCCUCCCUGUUUGAUGGAUCUGCCCUUGUUGCCUAUGAGAAUGUGUUGGUUGUGUCCAUCCAGUACCGGCUUGGAAUAUUUGGCUUCUUCAGCACACAGAACAAGCAUGCCUCAGGGAACUGGGGCUUCAAGGACCAGAUGGCUGCCUUAUUCUGGGUUCAGGAGAACAUCAAAUUCUUUGGUGGAAACCCUGCCUCUGUGACCAUCUUUGGCGAAUCAGCGGGAGCUGUAAGCGUUUCUAGCCUGGUUCUGUCCCCCAUGAGCAGGGGCUUGUUCCACAGAGCUAUCAUGCAGAGCGGAGUGGCCAUCAACCCUUGCUUGAGGACUUUUGAAGAAGAGCUCAAAAGUGAUUUGCAGAUAAUUGCCAAUGUCUGUCAAGUCAGUGAUGUAUCUAACUCCGAUGCCCUGCUGAAGUGCCUGAGGGCCAAAUCUGCUGAAGACUUGUUGAAACUCAGCCAGAAAACAAAUUCGUUCACUCGAGUAGUCGAUGGCUCUUUCUAUUCUAAUGACCCUCUAAAACUAUUGUCUCAAAAAAAUUUUAAAAAUAUUCCUUGUAUCAUUGGAGUCAAUAACCAAGAGUGUGGCUACUUGCUGGUCAUGGAGGAUGUUCCUCAGAUUGUCACUGGCAUCAACAAGUCUUUUGCUCUUAACUUGGUCCACAAGUACCUGCAUGUCCCCAGUGAAAAUUUGCCCAUUGUGGAUAACGAAUACUUCCAGGACAAGGUCUCCCUGAGUGAUAUCCGAGACAAUUUACUGGACAUGUUUGGAGAUGUGCUCUUUGUAGUUCCUGGAAUAGUCACUGCUCGACACCACAGAGAUGCAGGUGCACCUGUCUACUUCUAUGAGUUCCAGCACCGGCCCCAGUGCUUUAACUACUCAAGGCCAAGCUUUGUCAAGGCUGACCACACAGAUGAAAUCCGCUUUGUCUUUGGAGCUGCUUUCCUGACCGGUGACAUCGUCAUGUUUGAAGACGCCACAGCAGAGGAGAAGCUGCUCAGCAAGAAGAUGAUGAAAUACUGGGCUAACUUUGCUCGGAGAGGGAAUCCUAAUGGGGAAGGUGUUCCUCAGUGGCCAGUGUACAACGGGAAGGAGCCAUACCUGAUGCUGAAUCUGAACAUCAGUGUUGGACAGAAGCUGAAAGAGCAGAGAGUGGGAUUUUGGACAGAUAUCCUCCCUCUGACCUUGUAGACUUCUGACGCCCUGCUUAGGCCUGCUUCCCUUGCCAUCCUCCUUUCCCUGCCUUUGCCUUUCAUUCUCUCUGCUGCUCCUU
This is a messenger RNA of Jaculus jaculus (lesser Egyptian jerboa), 1967 nucleotides long. RefSeq names its product carboxylesterase 5A (gene Ces5a). The record is from RefSeq and is a predicted model, not a curated record. NCBI's taxonomy places the organism in Eukaryota, Metazoa, Chordata, Mammalia, Rodentia, Dipodidae. Bases 227 to 1885 code for a protein of 552 amino acids. The transcript has 14 exons.